UUGUAAAAAUUUUUUGUUUGUUUGUUUCAGUUCUAGACCUGGAAGGCCUCCUAAGAGGACUCAAAGUGUCACCUCCCCAGAGAAUUCACAUAUCAUGCCGCAUUCUGUCCCAGGCCUCAUGUCUCCUGGAAUCAUCCCACCAACAGGUAGGAUUGCUAGAAACACGUUAGCUAACCGUUUGCCAUCUUUUGCAUAGCUGACUGAUAUCCACUUUAUUAAUAAAUUAACAAUCUAAACAAAAACACCCUCAUACCACAGAUGAGUUCUGUAGUGUGGGUUAUAACGUGAUUGCUACAGGAACAUAUUGUACAUAAUGGAAAUUUUGGUAGCUCAAUAAAUAACUGAGCAAAAUAGUAAUCCUUUACUUUUUUUUCCUCUUUACUUGUUCUUUAUAAACAAAAACCUUUCAGAGCAUGAAUUACCUUAGCUAUUGUUAGACAAUGACCUCCCUAUUUUUUUUUCUAGAGAAGAUCAGAUAUCUUCUGAUUUUUUACUCCUUUGCUUGAUUAGAUAGUCAUCAUGAGUACAGUUGCCUGAAGAAACUGAGUUAGCUACACACGUCUUUCUUAAUUUUGCAUCCUCAAAUUCUAUUUUUGGUAUGCCUCCUGAGGCCUUAUACUCACGUGAAGUCCAGUAGCAAUCUGUUUCUCAAACUACUAUUUAUUUUCUUUAGAAAGUUACUAUAAUACCUUCUAGCAGCGACUUACUCCUAGACAUAGUCUCACUGAAAUUAUGAAGGACUAUGUUGCAGAAAGGCAGUGAAUAGACACCUGAAGAUGGAGGAACCCAACAGUCAAGCUAUUGACUCUGAUGCCACAUUCUAGCUCUUCAUGUUACAAACAAUUUAAAAUCUCCUGCUUCUUUCAGCAGGAGCUGAUCUGAGCUGCUUCCCCAGUUGCUCCUCACUUGUUUGCACAGCUUAAUCUCUAGCACCGAUGUUCUCUAAGGCAAAGAAAGAUAAUCUAGAGAUCCACAUGGAGGAUAGGGUUGCUGGGUCCUGGAGAUAACAGGGUCAGGAUGGAUGUUAAAACACUUGCCCAUGUCUGCUUCAGUGUGAGCAUGAUCCUUGACAUGGGUUUUGUCAUAGCUGACUAAUGCUGUCCAAAACGAUGCACAGUUUAAGGAAUAUCUCAUGCCAGAGACUGCUAACAGUUUGGGUGCAGGUAUCCUAUCUAGAAGGGAAAAGAAUUUAGCUCUUUGGACACAAGGGAGCCACCUCUCUUGGCCCUAGGGCCAGGAAACUGUUUUACAUAGUGAUACAGACAUAACAGAACAAUUUUAUUGGGAACUUAAUGUUUUUUGAAAGGCUAAAGAUCAAUAGCAGGGACAAAAUGAGGAAAGGUCAGACAGCUAAGGUGGUAACAGGGUAUUAAAGUAAGCAGAGGGAAGGGGAGGGAUGGGUUUGAAAGUGUAGAUGUGCAUGCAGGAAGGGUGUCAAGCAAGCAGGGCUCACAGUGAUAGCCUUGGCAGGUGUGACCAGUGAAAAAAUCAGUCAGAACAAGAAAAAUCCUGUAAGAAAGGAAUUAUGGGAUAAAAUCUAAUAAAUACAUUUGAUGCAGAGGGGAACAGAACAUGAGAAUAGGAGAUAGGGUCUAUAUAGGGAAAGUAUGAAAGUUUUUAUAGGGCACAAGCAUUGGUGUUUGUGAGGAAGAGAUCAAAAAGUGCAGAUGCAAAGGGAAAUUAUUUGGGGGAAUAAGAAAGCAAAUAUUAAAGAAAUAAAUGCAGAUGAAAAGUAGAAAGGAGAUGACAUGAAAGAAGUCAGAGAGAAAUAAGCAAGCAGAAAAGAGGAAGAAAAAAAUGACAACAGAAUCAUUUUUGGAUUUUGUUUUGCAGAUAAUAAAUAAGAGCAGAUCCCCUCAUGAUAUAAUAUCUUCUUUUUUUUUUUUUUGCAAUUUUUUUAUUAUAAGGAACAGCUUAAAAAACAAAACUAAUGCUUAACGUAUCCAGUUCCUCCCUAGUCCUUUAAAACUGGUCAUGAGUUAAUCAUAAAAAUGCAGUACGGAAAACACAGAUCCAAUUUCUUAGAACAUCAGCCUACAAAAACAAAUGUAGGAACCUUUCAAAAUGGUGAUAAAUAAAAAAAAAAAGAAAAUAAUUUAGAAGGAAAGACAAGAGGUAUGUAUAAGAUUAUAAUUCAUAGAAUAUUAUUGGGAUGAUAAUGCUUUGCAGGUCUCUGGCAAAAGAGGAAAGGUUUAAAUGAAAUAGCUAUUAAAUUUGAACCGAUUUCACAUUACAUGGCUUGCCACAAGAAAAAGAAUAAGCAUGAUUUUUCCAGUUGUGGUGGUGAGUCUCAGAGAGUACAAAAAAUGCACACAGUGACCUUAAUAGAAACAAGUUCUGGGAUAUAGUGUUCCACGGAGUAUGGCUCAGCAGAGUGAAGGAACUUCAUGAUAGCAGUGCUAUAAGGCAGUCAUUCCACCAUUUUAUAGACAGACAGGUAUAAACAUGGGCCAAAAUUAUCUAUUCCUGAAAGCUGAAAUCAGUGAGUGGUUGUGCAUUUACCUUGUGAGUAAGCAGCAAGCACCAAAGCCAUUCUCCCAAGAGAGGGCUGUGACUACAGUAGAUGAUGCAGGUGCCAUUUUAUAUGCUACUGCUUUAGUUGGUAAAAGAAAAUCCCUGCCACUUGUGAACAUUUUCCAUGAUAUUUUCGCUGUAUACUCACAGGGUCA
This is a messenger RNA of Struthio camelus australis, 2669 nucleotides long. The record is from RefSeq and is a predicted model, not a curated record. NCBI's taxonomy places the organism in Eukaryota, Metazoa, Chordata, Aves, Struthioniformes, Struthionidae.